GCCUGGAAUGUGCUGUGCUUCUCUUGGUUCCUAUCCAUAUGGCAUGCUCUCCCUCUCCCCUCUCCCUCUCUGCUGUGGAGCUGUAGCAGUCCGACACUGUUAUUGAUGUUUUUUACCCUCGACAUUUCCAUGGUAACUGUCCUGUCUAAGGUCUGAUUAGUAAGCGGGGAGCUGAGCAGAGUGUGAGAAUGGAGCUGGAGGAGAAAAACCCGGACCCUAAAUACGGGGAUUCCAGGAAGUUUGACCCAAACUUCAAAGGGCCGAUUCACAACAGGGGCUGCACAGAUAUUCUCUGCUGUAUUCUCUUCAUCAUUGCCUUGUUGGGAUACUUCGCUGUGGGUAUUCUUGCCUGGUCUCAGGGUGACCCCAGGAAAGUGAUCUACCCCACAGACAGCAGGGGGCAGUUCUGCGGACAAGCUGGAACACCUCUGGAGAAGAAGCGUCUUCUUUUCUACUUCAACAUCCUGAAAUGUGCCAGCCCUCUGGUGCUGUUGGAGUUCCAGUGUCCCACCACACAGUUAUGUGUGGAAAGCUGUCCUGACAGGCAUCUGACUCUGGUGAAAGCCAAGUUAAGUGGCAAAGAGGACCGUGAGUACUACCAACAGUAUUGUAAGGACGGAGUGGACUUUGCCAAAUUGAGCCCUCCCGAGCUCCUGAGGGAUGGCUUGUGUCCUGCCCUGCUGAUGCCCAGUAAAGCCUUCACACGCCGCUGCCUCCCUGCUCUGGGAACGUUGAAAGGCGGCGUGGUGGUGGUGGGCAAUGAGACCAUCAUUGAUGCCGGUAUGGGCAAUACUAUCAAUGCCACAGAGCUGCUGGAGGCAUCCAAGAAAUCAAAUGUGGUUGUUGAAGCUCGCCAGGUGGCCAUGAGGAUAUUUGAGGACUACACCCAGUCUUGGUACUGGAUACUGCUUGGUCUGGUGAUUGCCAUGGUCGUCAGCUUGAUUUUCAUCGUUUUGCUGAGAUUCUUGGCUGGUAUCAUGGUCUGGGUCAUGAUUAUUCUGGUUAUUCUAGUCAUUGGAUACGGGAUUUUCCACUGUUACAUGGAAUUUGCGAGUCUGAAGGGAGAGCCUGGCUCUGAUGUCACCAUCCGUGACCUUGGCCUGCAGACAGACUUCUCUGUGUAUCUGCAGAUCAGACAGACCUGGCUGGCCUUCAUGAUCAUCCUGGCUAUCGUGGAGGUCAUCAUCAUCCUGCUACUUAUCUUCCUCAGGAAGAGAAUCAUGAUUGCCAUCGCCCUCAUCAAAGAAGCCAGCAGAGCUGUUGGGCAUGUGAUGUCAUCCCUGUUCUACCCCCUGCUGACCUUUACCCUCUUGGCGGUUGUGAUUGCCUACUGGGCCAUCACUGCUGUUUUCUUGUCCACCUCUAAUGAGCAGGUGUACAAAGUGUUUAACAACUCUGAGUGUGAGUACUCACGAGACACCUGCGACCCCAAGACCUUCAACAUCUCUAACGUUUCAGCUCAGUGUCCUGAUGCAGAGUGCCUGUUUGCCUUCUAUGGUGGGGAGACCCUCUACCACAAAUACCUCAUUCUGUUCCAGUUUUACAACGUCUUCCUCUUCUUCUGGUGUGCCAACUUCGUGACGGCCCUGGGCCAGGUCACUCUCUCUGGGGCCUUUGCUUCGUAUUACUGGGCCUUCAAGAAGCCUGAGGAUAUUCCAGCCUACCCCAUUUUCUCCUCGUUAGGACGAGCCCUCAGAUAUCACACAGGCUCCCUGGCCUUUGGCUCUCUGAUCUUGUCCAUGGUCCAGGUCAUCAGGGUCAUUCUGGAGUACCUGGAUCACAAGCUAAAAGGUGCUCAGAACAAGUUUGCUAAAUUCAUGCUGAGCUGCAUGAAGUGCUGCUUCUGGUGUCUGGAGAAAUGCAUUAAGUUCCUCAACAGAAAUGCCUACAUCAUGAUUGCCAUCUAUGGGAAAAGUUUCUGUCCUUCAGCGCGGGAUGCGUUUUUCCUUUUAAUGAGAAACAUAAUCAGGGUUGCUGUUUUAGAUAAAGUGACUGACUUCCUGCUGUUCCUUGGGAAGCUCCUCAUUGUUGGAAUUGUUGGGAUAUUCUCUUUCUUCUUCUUCUCUGGAAGGAUCAAAGCAGUAGAGGAUGCUGCUCCAUCUCUUAACUACUACUGGGUGCCGAUUCUGACCCUUGUUGUGGGAUCCUACCUCAUCGCCCAUGGCUUCUUCAGCGUGUAUGCCAUGUGUGUGGACACACUGUUCCUCUGCUUCUUGGAGGAUCUGGAGCGCAACGAUGGAUCAACAGAGAGGCCGUAUUUCAUGUCCCAGAACCUGCUCACGCUCCUGAAGAAGUCCAAUGAAGAGCCCAAAUCUAUAGACUAAGCCACAGCUUUUGUGUGUGUGUGUGUGUGUGUGUGUGUGUGUGUGUGUGUGUGUGUGUGUGUGUGUGUGUGUGUGUGUGUGUGUGUGUGUGUGUGUGUGUGUGUGUGUGUGUGUGUGUGUGUGUGUGUGGGCAUGCAUGGUUGUACAUGUUAUUUUGAAGAGAAAUCUGAACAAAAGGAAGAUUCUAGUAGUAUUUCUAGGUUAUGUAUGUACAGUAUGUUUGUACAGUUGCUUCACUGACUUACAGCCUGUUAUUGAGUCUUCUGUAUUUUGUUACAAAGCCUUAAACGCAUCGUUUCACCGAUCUUGCCAAACAGAGGAGAUUUUAAUAUAGCAGGGUCCCACAUAUUGUUAAUUCAAGGGACAGUUUGAUUUAAAAUGAAUGUUGUUUUUCACUGUUUAUUGUGAAAAAUUGUUUGUGUAUUUUGUCAUGCAGUUUACAUGGCAGCUUUAAAUAGUCCAAUAUCUUUCAGUGAGAACUCCACUUGAGGUCAGUUAUAAUCUGUAAAUAUGAGUAUUAACAAACAGAUCGUUGCUUUAUCAUUCAAGCUAAGCCUAUUGCAAACAAGCUGAAGAUAAGUUAAAACUGCUGCCGUUAAAAGUUAAGUGUUAUGAAAAGCCUAUGAGAUUAAAAAUGACUCAAGUAUUAAAACUACUUAAAGUCUUUAUUUUUAAUGACUUUUGUUUUACUCCUAAAAUAUGCAAAUGUAUGUUUCAAAAUACAUUCCAACCAACAAAAGGUAUGUUGACAUUUCAGUGUUCAAAAAGGCCAGUGCAUUUAUGUCGGUAUAACAACACACAAAUAUAGCCUAAAGCAAAAGACACAAAAAUGAUAGACAGAUUAACAUGUCACAUUUGUAAGUAUGGGCUAUGGCACUCUGUCUGCGCAUGCUUCUGAUUGUAAAUCGUUUAAUUCAGCAUUAAAAGUUACAUCAUGUCUGAUUCUAAGUUUUGGUGUCUGAAAUUGAAGUAAUUGGACACAUGAAUGAUAAAUGGGGCAUCAUUUGACCCUGGGGGGAAAAAAAGAAUAUUCAAAGGAUGUUCCUUGUGUGAAGAAGAGGAAUGUUUCAGCAAAAUGUCUAUCAGGGAGAUUUUAUUUUGCUGCCAACCUGACACCUGAAAAUAAAAUAUGAAAUGGUUUGCUUUA
Messenger RNA from Notolabrus celidotus (New Zealand spotty), 3471 nucleotides. It is a transcript of the gene slc44a2, whose product is annotated as solute carrier family 44 member 2. Gene Ontology annotation, cellular component: membrane. Gene Ontology annotation, molecular function: choline transmembrane transporter activity. The transcript has 22 exons. The coding region runs from base 189 to 2324 and encodes 711 amino acids. Gene Ontology annotation, biological process: choline transport; transmembrane transport. The record is from RefSeq and is a predicted model, not a curated record. Lineage: Eukaryota; Metazoa; Chordata; Actinopteri; Labriformes; Labridae.